Molecule: messenger RNA, 3141 nt
Organism: Chrysochloris asiatica (Cape golden mole)
Lineage: Eukaryota; Metazoa; Chordata; Mammalia; Afrosoricida; Chrysochloridae
Gene: FBRSL1
Product: fibrosin-like 1
Exons: 19
Coding region: 1-3141 (1046 amino acids)
Source: RefSeq, a predicted model, not a curated record
AUGGAGGCCAAGGUCCGCCCGAGCCGGCGUUCGCGCUCGCUGCGGGACCGCGUGAGGCGCCGGGAAGCGGCCGCCGCGGCCCGCGACGCCCGUCCGCGGAGCCCGUCGUCGGGUGACGAGCCCGAGCCCAGCCCGGGCAAGGAGAACACGAGCCACAACUGCGCGCCGCCCCGAGGAGGCGCCGCUGCCGCCCCUGCGCCCCGCGUUGCGCGCCCCCCGCGCCGUCGCCGCCGCGAGUCCAGCUCGCAGGAGGAGGAACUCAUCGACGGCUUCGCCAUCGCCAGCUUCAGCACCCUGGAAGCCUUGGAGAAGGAUAUGGCCCUGAAGCCACAUGAGCGGAAGGAAAAAUGGGAACGGCGCCUCACCAAGAAGCCCCGAGAGUCAGAAAACUGCCCAUCAACAGAGCCUAGUGAGAACGGGCGGCCGCUGGAGGCAGACAACCCCGAGCAGGACUUAGAGCCUACCUGUGACCGGGGCAAGAAGAAGGUUCCACUGCAACCAACCAAGCAGAUGAAAGUUGCGGUGCCCAGAGGGGGCGACAGGAACAGUGAGGAGGACGGCGUGCACGAGGCUACCAGCUCCAGGCGCAGCAGCUCUCGGGACCGGCUCAGCGACAGCUCGGCACAGGUGGUCUCUGGAAGAGGCUAUUCGUGUGACAGCGAGAGCGAUGUGGACGACAAGGCGUCAGUGAGCUCCGAGAAGCUCUUUGCCCCAUCAGCCAACAGAGGCCCCUCAUUGGGGGAGAAGUUGGAGGUCAAGGCAGUAACUGUACCCAGGGUCUCGGGGCUGGAGCGGAGCCGAGAACUGAGCACCGAGACAGCCUUUCUACCUUCUGUGCCCAGCCCCGCGCCUGUCCCUGUGGCCACCACCACCAAUGCGCCCACCUCAGGUCCCCCGCCAGGCACUCGGGCCAGCCCCCUGGUGAAGAAGGAAGCCUUUGCCCUGCCCUGCCUCCCCCCACCCACGCCCCCACAGUCCCGGGCCCUACUCCCCACACACGUGCCUCUCUCCCUGGGCACCUACCCGGGCCCCAGCCAGGGCACACACGGCAGCCUCCACAGCUUCAGCAGGAGCAGCAGUGCCUCCGGUGGCCCUGGCCUCAGCCUCCCGAAGAACGUGGCUCUGUCACCUCACAGGCUGGGCCCCCCGCUGGCCCCGCCCAGCUCCAACCUGUCUACCUCACACUUGGCGCUGCGGGCCCAGCACCACCACCUCACAGCAGCCAUGUUCGCUGCCCCCCCGACACUGCCCCCUCCCCCAGCGCUCCCCACCAACAGCCUGGUCCUCCCAGGGCACCCAGCCGAUGCCAGCCUCUUGGUCUCCCUCAGCCCACCAAUCAUGUACUGCCAGCCUCCCUCGGGGAUUCUGAUUGAUCACGAGCUGCUCAGGCAAGAGCUGAACACGCGCUUUCUGGUCCAGAGCUCGGCGCGGCCUGGGGCCCCCCUGGGCCCAGGGGCGCCGCUGCGGGCGGAGUUCCACCAGCACCAACACACACACCAGCACACACACCAGCACCAACACUCAUUCGCCCCCUUCCCGCCGGGGCUGCCCCCAACGCCGUUCAUGUCACCCGCCGCACCCCCGCCGUUUGACAAGUACACCCCCAAGCUGGAUAGUCCCUACUUCCGACAUUCCAACACAUCCGGCCCCACUGAGGUGACAGGCCGGCCUAGUGCUGUCCACGCCCUCCUGCAAAAGGCCCCCACGGUGUCAGACCAUUACCGGACUAUGGUCAGGAAACCGGGGAAGUGGUGUGCAGUCCACGUGCAGAUUGCCUGGCAAAUCUACCACCAUCAGCAAAAGAUCCAGAUGCAGCUGGAUCCCCAUAAGGCAGAGGUGGCUGCCAAGCUGGACCUGUUCAGCAGGCCCCCUGCCCCGGGUGUGCUUGCUGGGCUCCACUAUCCGCAGGACUUGGCACGGCCUCUCCUCUCUACCGCAGGUGCUGCCCAUCCUGCCACCAGCCCAUUUGGACCCUCGGCCCAUCACAGCAGCUUCCUGCCCACCGGUCAUCUGGCAGACCCUUUCAGCAGAUCGAGCACCUUCGGGGGCUUGGGGAGCCUAGGGAACGACGCCUUCGGGGGCCUGGGCAGCCACACGCUGAGUAAGGGCGCCUUUGCACAUAAGGAGGGCUCCGCAUUGCCCAGCCCGGCCCCCCUGCACCGCCUGCCCAGCCCACACGAGACCUGGAGCCGGCUGCACCGCACACUGCCCUCCUUCCCCACGCUGCCCCCAUGGCCGAAGCCUGUGGAUGCAGAGUGUGUCUCCACCCUGACCAACCAUGACCGAGAGUUGUACAAGGGCAGAGAGGACUGUGAGCGAGACGUUCUGGACAAGACGCGUCUGCUGAACCGAGCCGAGCCUGCCGCACCGCUUGGCCACCCCAUCAGCGGCUUCCUGCUCCUCCGCGGUUGUAGCCAAGGUGAACCUGGCAGGCCAGGGAUCUCCACCGAUCAGGAGGUGGCCCAGCCCCGGGUCAAGGAGAGCUGUUCCCCGGUCAAGGAGGACGGCGCCAAGGCGGCCCUGGGGGACAGUCUGCGUCUGACCGGUGUGCUGGGCCGCCUGCCUGAGCCCAUGGCCGUCACCCUGCCCCAGAGCGCUGUGAAGGUCAAGGAGGAGCAGCGGGAGGAGGCGGACGCACCCGUGCUGGGGCCCCAGGCCGGCCGCGAGCGCCUGGCCUUCCAGUGGGAGCUGCCGCGCCGCGCCUGCCCUGCAGCACCCGUUCCCCACGAGGCGGCCGACCGCACCUAUCGCGACCGGGAGCCGCACGACUACAGCGCCGAGCACCGGAGGGCUGUGCGCCAGGACGAGCUGGAGCGGGCACGGGCCGCACCGCACCUGGGCGCACACCUGCUACCCACGGGCCCUGCCCUGGAUGGUGCCGCUUUGCUACCGCCGCUGGGUGCCCUGCACUACCCGCGCCUGGCGCCCGCCACUGCACACAACGGGCUCCUGGCACGCACUCCACCGGCUUCUGCCGCCGCCGUUCUCAGCGCGCCUCCGCCCCUGGUGACCGCGGCCCCUGCGCCACCGCCCCCUUCCCAGCCCCCUCCCCAGCGCAGGACUACAUCCCUGGGGCCUGGCCCCAGUGAGGCACGUGACUACUCUCCAUCCCGAAAUCCGCAGGAGGUGGAGACACGGUAG